This is a messenger RNA of Ostreobium quekettii, 1044 nucleotides long. Lineage: Eukaryota; Viridiplantae; Chlorophyta; Ulvophyceae; Bryopsidales; Ostreobiaceae. The record is from the annotation of a GenBank genome assembly.
AUGACUAACACCGCUCUCCAGUACUUCAAGGGCGCCGAGGCGGGGUGCUCCGAGGGCCCAGGGGGCGAUCCGGCCAUGGGAGCGGGUCUCAAGGGCGGAUCCAUGACGAUCGGGGCGGGCAUGGGCGCCGGGGACCGAUCGACGGCAAUGUACUGGGAGCAUUCGGACAUUGUGGAGGGCGCUGCGCAGGGGCUUCCGAGCAGCGCUGUUCUGCCCAAUUCCGCGAAUUUGGCCUUAAGUACUGCGAACGAGUCCGACAGUGGCUUAAGUACUGUGGCGGGCGGCGCCCCAAGGUCCGACUCGCUCUGCGCUUUUAGUACUGCGACGGAAGGCGGAAAUUCGUGCCAGUCGUCGGACACGCCCAUGGCGGCCUGCGCGGAGUUUUUGAUACCCGAGAAGAAGCUGCGCCCGAGGCACCAGCCCGGGGGCCCGGUCGCGUCCGCGUUGCAAGUCAACGCUGUCGCUGACCCACAGGGUCGGGGAAUGGAGGCGGCGGGCCUCAGGGAACGGAGGGCGCAGGGCAAGUCGCCGAAAAAGACGUCGCGGUACAACGGGGUCAGCAAGCACAAAAGGAGCGGCAGGUGGGAGGCCCACAUUUGGGUGAAUGACUACGGGCGCCAGAUAUAUCUCGGCGGGUUUGACGUUCCGGAGGACGCUGCAGCAGCCUAUGACAUGAUAGCCAUAAAGAGCAAGGGGCUCACGGCGUCUACAAACUUCGACGUCAAAAGGUACCUUCCCUUGUGGAGCUGGUUACAGGGUGUUACGCUCCCCGAACUGGUUACGUGCCUGAGGCGCCGCAGCAAGGGCUUCUCUCGCGGAAGCUCCAAGUACAGGGGAGUCACUCGGCACCCAACUGGCCGUUGGGAGUCUCGCAUUGGAGUGCAUGGCAGCCGCCACAUCUACCUUGGACUCUAUCUGCACGAGGAGACUGCAGCGAAGCACUAUGACCGUGCCCUCGUGCGCCUGAGGGGCGUCGGCGCCGCCACGAAUUUCAGCCAGUCGGAUUACGUAAAGGAGAUGGCGGAGUACGAGUGGAUGAGAAAG